AAUUGCGCAUUUUCCUGUGAGGGAUAGGAACUUAAUAAUAUCCGAAAUUGAAAAGUAGUUUUUGGUUGAGCCCAAAAUGACAGUUUUGACAAUCAGAUCUGUCAAAAUAAAAUCGCCAUAUUUUUCUCAUACUUCGUCAUUUGCUCGUGCAGCUGCAAACAAAACCGAACAAACCAAAAUGAUUUCCUCCCGUAUGACGACCGUCGCCCGUACCGCUCUGGUUCAGCACCAGCGCCGUGGAUUCUACUCGGUCACUCCCGGACUACCGCAAGUCCGAGUGUCGCUCGGUGAAAAAGUCAUCCACGGACUUGCCAUUUUCGGCGGAGUGUUAGCUUAUCCAGUCUGGGUGUUGGCCCAUAUGCGUGAGUACAGAACGGGCGGACACUAAACAAUCGAUAGACCGAUUGUUUACAUCCUAGCUCGUUAGGAAAUAUAGUUGCUAGUGUUCGGCGGAACCGGAGCAAGACUAAACCAAGUCGUCGCCGGGUGUGUUGUUUGCACCCGUUUAUCUGUAAGUUCCAAAGUUGUUUCAAGAAAGUGCUAUGCUAAUCGAUGGAGUAAUAAAAUAAUCGGAAACUAGCCGAACAA
This is a messenger RNA of Armigeres subalbatus, 588 nucleotides long. RefSeq lists its product as uncharacterized. Gene Ontology annotation, biological process: mitochondrial electron transport, cytochrome c to oxygen. The coding region runs from base 77 to 388 and encodes 103 amino acids. The record is from RefSeq and is a predicted model, not a curated record. Gene Ontology annotation, cellular component: mitochondrion. The transcript has 3 exons. NCBI's taxonomy places the organism in Eukaryota, Metazoa, Arthropoda, Insecta, Diptera, Culicidae.